Molecule: messenger RNA, 3039 nt
Organism: Papilio xuthus (Asian swallowtail)
Lineage: Eukaryota; Metazoa; Arthropoda; Insecta; Lepidoptera; Papilionidae
Gene: Lnpk
Product: zinc-ribbon metal-binding protein lunapark
Exons: 9
Coding region: 325-1422 (365 amino acids)
Biological process (GO): endoplasmic reticulum tubular network organization
Cellular component (GO): endoplasmic reticulum tubular network
Source: RefSeq, a predicted model, not a curated record
GUGAGUGACGGAUGUGUAAACGGACCGCUAGUUCGUUAUUUAUUUGUUUCGUAUUUCAAUGUAAAAUUUUUGGUGACUAAAGUAAAUUAUUCUUAUGGACAUGUAAUUAAAAAGUGACUGCAAGACUCUUUAAUGCUUGGUCUCUUGUUUAAAAUGCUUGUGCCCUUGUCGGCGUCUUAUUGUAGGUUAUAAACUGAAUCUUAUUCGUCAUCAAUUUGCGUUUUCUACAUCGACAAACGUUUCUUUCUACUAAAAAACAAAAAUUGUAAAGUGCUUUUAGUGUUUGACAAUUUAUAGUUACGACAGAAGAAAUUUUAUAGCAAAAUGGGGCUGAUUUUGUCAAAACUUCGCCGUAAGAAAACAACAUCAGAGAUCCUGGAACGCUUGGAGGCGAAUAUAAAAAGCAUAGAGCGAGAUGGUCACUGCAAAGAACAGACGCACCGGCGUGUGGUCGGCUACGUCAUGGCGUAUUCCGUGGGCCUUUAUGUGCUGCUCGCUGUGUUGUACUACUAUGUUUACGUUGGUCGCAGUCAGCAUUGGUUGCAUUCACUGCUAUAUGCCUCCCCGCUGCUAGUGUUGCCAAUAUUAGUGUUUUUCAUUCGCGCUACGAUAUCGUGGUAUUACACAUGGUCUUUGAACAAGAAUAAAAUGAAACUGAAGACGAUGAGAGAAGAAAAGAAGAAAAUAUUAGAAGAUGUUAUGAAUACUGAAACAUAUAAGGUUGCUAAAGAGAUUCUCGACAAGUACGGUGGUCCGGAGGAGCAAUCGAAUGCGCUUAAGCCUUUGCUGCCGGCUAUAGCGUCUCCAAACAACGCGAACAACGCACCUAAUUCUGCACCAGGUAGAUCAGUCAGAUCAACACCAGUGCCGUUCAGACAGAAGCAGCUCGCACUGCAGUCCUCUACUCCUUUAAACCGCAACAUGAACUUGAUGGCCAUGAACAAUACGACCACAGCUUUGUACAAAGGACCAAGACUACGAUCAAACCAACUUCCUCGACCCUUGCUGGAUAGAAACCGCUCGACGCUAGACAAAGUGAUAGAUUAUCUGAUGAAGGAUGGACCCAACCAUCGCAUGGCACUUAUAUGUUCAGAAUGUUUUUCACACAAUGGUAUGGCGAUGGUGGAGGAAUUCGAUUACGUGUCGUACUCGUGCGCGUACUGCGGCAGGCUGAACCCCGCGCGCAAGCAGCGCCCCGCCGCGCCCCCACUGCAGCCUGUCAGAGCGCUGCUGCCGGCUUCCAAUGUCAUCGCUAAUUCAGGCGAUGAUUCAUCAGCUGAGAGUAACACUAGCGACAGUGAGGAGGAAAGAAGAAAUGUAUCGAAUCCUGAAAAUAUGGACGUAUCGGAAUGCGAAAUGGAUCGACCCCCUUCUUCCUCUGAAGAGGAACCGAAAUCCCCAACUGAGAAGAAAGAAGACUGAACGACUUUUGUCAAAUUUCCAUUUUCCCAUGUGUUCCGCCCCACUCGGACAAACCGAGCGGUGGCGGAGAACUAAAAUAAUGUCGCGAUAGACUAACAUUUUAUUUAAAAUAAUCUUUGUUGUUGAUUUAUAAAAAAAAUAUUUAUUAAAUUCAAAUAUUUCCAUGAUAAUUUAUGACUAAUCAUAACUAUAAAGGUUUGGAAAUGUUCAAAGAUGAUCAAAAAUUUGAAUGUUUGUCGAGUAUAUAAUUUUCAUUAGACGAUUGCACCUGCUUACAAGCUUGUCUGCUUGAAAAUAUAACAAUAACUGAUUGGUUGUUUAUAAUCCAUUCCAAAGACAAUAGAGUCAAUUUAAAAAUAUACAAUUUUUUUUUUUGCUUUUUAGAAGUUUUUGGUAAUGACCUUGAUAAUAAUUUUGCUAUAGAUUUUACAAAAAUAUUGUCAUUAAAUCGUAAAGUUUAUAAUAUUUGAUUUGGAAUACAUGUUGUAAUAUAAAAUAUAUUUGAAGUAUCGAAUAAUUUUAAACCAUAACAAAAUAGUCCAAAACUAGACUUACAACCUCAGUCUUCUUAGUUCUGUGUUUUUUUUUAUAUCUCAACAAAAUAAAUAAUUAAAAAGGUUGAAUACGCUUUCAAUUACUCAAUAAUGUUCGAAUAUGGUGCGAAAUGUAUUCAAUGUUUAUACAAUAUACACAUUUUUUACCUGCAAAAGUAAUAAUUGAUGUGCCUUGCGAAGUUUUCCGCGAUGACAGUUGUGAUAAAACAGCGCCAUCUUGCAUAUUUACGAUAGUGAUGGUCGAUGUUGCAUUAUAAUCGAUUAUUUUAUCGAUAUUCUUCAACAUUCAUAUUAAUCGUUUAAAAUGUAAAAAUUUAUAAAUUACAAAAAUUAUGCGACGUUUAUUCUGCGAUUUUAGUUAGUCUUGAUAUUGUCAUAUAAAAAACCAGCAUAUUUUUUGUUUGUAUUAUAUUUUUUUUAUGAAUUUGCACAUCGACCAUCGAGGUUUUAUUGACAAUAUUUUAAUAUUUUGAUCAUAAUUAAAAAUAAAAUAUUGUAAUAGUUAUUGUAGUGAAUACAUUUUAGAUGAGAGUUUAGGUGAAAAUCCAAUGAAAGGUUUUAAAAUAUUUAGCUAAAAAGUGUUUUUGUUUGCUCUGUUAGAACUCUGAUGAAAAGAAAUCUUUAUUUAUUACGGCAUACUCUUGUGUUGAUAUGAAUUAACAUACUGUAGUUUGCGGACGGUCAUUUAUUAACUAAUAUUUAAAUCUUUAUUAAGUUAUUAAUUUGAAUCUUAAUGUAGAUUUAAUUUAGAUUGUAUUCAUAGUAAACGUAUGUUUUUUUUGCAUGUUUUUAUUUGUAUAUUUGGUACGCUACUUAAAAAGAUCAUGCUGUAUAUUACCAAAAUAAAGAACUUAUUUUUAUUAACGUAACUAAAGACAACAAAUGUAUGGAGUAGAUAAAAUUAAAUUUUAAAAUAGAAAUAUUUUAAUACUGGAUUCCCUUGAUUGUUGGAUUAUCCUAAAAGUUCGAGAUUUCUAUUUGUUUAUAACUUAAUCCUUGUGUUAUUUAUUUUUUUAUUUUUAGCUGCUCCAUAUCGUUCUAUGUUUGAAUCUGAAUUUUGGAC